AUGAAUUCCAAUGUCAACUUUGAGUGUUUCUUCAACAACUAGUCUGCGUAUUUGACAUGCGAUCAAAAUUGUUUGGAAGUGAAAACAAAAACUGAAAAUCUUAGGUUUUUCAUCUCACUGAAGCUUCAUUUCUAAUGGAUUUAUUUUGAAGGUUAAACCCAUGAAGUUCGAUUUUAAAAUUGUUCUUUGGUGGGUUCUGCUGAAAAUUUAGAAAAUUUGAAAUCCAUUUUGGAUUGUAAAGUUAUGUAUUUGGGUGCAGCAGAAAUGUACGAAUAAUAUGCUGUGAUUAAAGAAGAUGAAUAAAGAAAAGCUAUGAUAGUGAAAUCGAUGCUGAAUGGAUAGAAGUAUUUUUGUAAAGUAUAUAAAAAAGAGGUUAAAGAAAAUGAGAAAAAAUUUUUAAAUGAAGUAAUGAUCUUGAGAAAGUUGAAAGAUAACAAAAACGUAGUCAAGAUAUUGGAAGUGUAUGAAUCAUAACAUAAUUAUUACAUGGUGAUGGAAUAUUUGAAACAUAAACUGGAGUAAUAUUAUACUCAUGAAGAAAAUUAAAUUAUAAUAAAAGAAAUAUUAAAUAUUUUAGACGAUUUGAACAAUAAAUUGAUAGUUCAUGGUCAAAUCAGCCCAAAAAGUUUCAUGUUUGAUAAGGGGAAUGUGGUCAAAUUAAUUAAAUUUAGUGAGGCUAAAAUACUAGAUUAAGUGGAGGGAUUGGAUAUGUUCGAUCUACAUAAAGUAGUUCUGUAUUUAAAUGGUCUGAGUCCAAAUACAGUGGAUUUUGCAAAUGGGAUUUAUCCAGAAAUUGCAUCCCAUGGUACUAACUUUCUGAAAAGUCUUUUGAAUAACACUUAAUACAGGAUUAAUAUCAAACAGGCUCUUAGUCAUCCUUUUUUGUAAUGUGUUGAGAAGGAUCAUCAGAUUGCAAGAGCAGAAAUGAAUUUGAAGUUCAAACAUAGUUUUAAUAAUUUUUAAUGA
This is a messenger RNA of Paramecium tetraurelia, 966 nucleotides long. RefSeq lists its product as uncharacterized. Gene Ontology annotation, molecular function: ATP binding; protein serine/threonine kinase activity. The record is from RefSeq and is a predicted model, not a curated record. The transcript is spliced from 3 exons. Gene Ontology annotation, biological process: mitotic DNA damage checkpoint signaling; protein phosphorylation. Gene Ontology annotation, cellular component: nucleus; cytoplasm. Lineage: Eukaryota; Ciliophora; Oligohymenophorea; Peniculida; Parameciidae.